CAUCCAAACUAGAUUGUAGAUUCCAAAGCAAAAGGGAAAGUCAUAGCAUAGCGUGGCAUCACGAUUGACAGUGACCAUCACUUCGUUCAGCACCAUGAUUCCAGAAGAUACCUUUCUUCUCAUUUGCAAGCUAUCUGCUCUGUUUGUUUUGCCAAUUAUUUUUUAGCUUGAAAUACUUUAUAGGGUACCCUCUAUUUAAUUCAUAAAAAAAAAUCAAGAAUUUUCCAUUUCCGUUGAUGGAGAAUCAAGAAGAACAGCAAGAUAACACGAGUGAUCAAAACCACAAACCCCAAGACCUACCGCAAGUCCUACUCCUAAAACCACCACCAGUCCUGUCCGUUAUUGGAGAACAACCUUUUUUAUCAAAAAAAUAUCAAUUCUUGAAAGCAUGGGAAUCCCCUCUCCCUUUACUCCAGUUUCUUACCGCACAUGCUGACUCUAUCCAAGCCAUUCUCUGCUCGGGUGCCGCUCCAGUCACAGAUGAUUUACUCCAGCUGCUUCCCUCCGUGCGUCUUGUCGUCACUGCCAGCGCUGGUACUAAUCACAUUGAUUUGGAGGCAUGCCACCGUCGUGGAAUCUCUGUAACCAACGCGGGCAAUGUGUUUUCUGACGAUGGCGCGGAUGCGGCAGUGGGGUUGUUGAUUGAUGUGCUGAGAAAGAUUACAGCUUCUGAUCGGUAUGUGAGGCAGGGGCUUUGGGUCAAUAAAGGAGACUACCCUCUUGGUUCUAAGUUGAGAGGCAAGCGAGUCGGUAUUGUCGGAUUGGGAGGCAUUGGCUUGGAAAUUGCUAAAAGGCUAGAGGCUUUUGGCUGCAAUGUUUUGUAUAAUUCAAGAAAGAAAAAGGCACAUCUUUCGUAUCCAUUCUAUUCCGAUGUCCGCCAGCUCGCAGCUAAUAGUGAUGCCCUCAUCAUUUGUUGCGCAUUGACGAACCAAACCCGCCACAUGAUCGAUAAGGAUGUCUUUUCAGCAUUGGGGAAGGAAGGUGUCAUCGUUAACAUUGGACGUGGGGCUAUUGUUGACGAGAAGGAAAUGGUGCGGUGUUUGGUGCAUGGAGAGAUUGCAGGUGCUGGGCUAGAUGUGUUCGAGAACGAGCCUGAUGUUCCAAAAGAGCUCUUUGAAUUGGAUAAUGUUGUUCUAUCCCCUCAUAGAGCUGUCUUUACCUCAGAAUCUUUCAUGGCCCUGUGUGAACUUGUGGUAGGCAAUCUGGAAGCUUUUUUUUCCAACACACCCUUACUUUCACCCGUCAUUGAUGUAUGAUUAAUGCACAUUAUCGGCUUAGCUUUAGCUUCUACAAUCUUAAUAUAAUAGGAGUCCAAAGAGGCCUGUAAUUCUAGUAACAUCAUUAAACCAGUCCUAAAUUGAGAAUGAAUCAUCAUCGUCAAGAAAAUAAUCAUCAAACCUCCUUCCAAAAGUCCUAGUCCUUGAAACACCGCUAGUCUUCAAAUAUUAUAGAGGCAAACUCUCCCAAAAACUCCAUUUCUUGACACCAUGGGACUCACCACUUCCUUUAGACUACUUCUUGAGCACCCAUCCAAGCUGUUCUCUCUCAUGGAACCUGUCCAUUCAACACCAACAUUAUAAGGCUGUUGCCAUCACUGAGCCUUAUUGUCACCACAAGUGCUGGACUCAACCAAAUCGACUUGCAAGAGUGUCGUAGGAGAGGGAUAUCUGUAGCUUAUGCUGGAAGCCUGUUUUCUGAAGAUGAUGCUGAUAUAGCAGUAGGGCUGUUGAUGGAUGUGCCGAGAAAGAUAUAGACUGGUAAUCGGUAUGUGACACAAGGGUUGUGGGAUAACAAAGGAUAUUUUCCUCUAUGCUCUAAGGGAAGGAUUGAUCUAUGUAUUAAUAUCCUGUUUCUAUGUAUUAAUCUAUAUAUCAACUGGAUUAUUGAUAUCCUGUUUCUAUGUAUUAAUCCAUAUAUCACUGGAUUAUUGAUAUCCUGUUUCUAUGUAUUAAUAUAUCAACUGGAUUAUUGAUAUCCUGUUUCUUUGUAUGAUUGAUGGUUGUAAUUUGUUUUUCGUAAAGAUGUUCAAGGUUGCCAUCACUGAGCCUUAUUGUCACCACAAGUGCUGGACUCAACCAAAUCGACUUGCAAGAGUGUCGUAGGAGAGGGAUAUCUGUAGCUUAUGCUGGAAGCCUGUUUUCUGAAGAUGAUGCUGAUAUAGCAGUAGGGCUGUUGAUUGAUGUGCCGAGAAAGAUAUAGACUGGUAAUCGGUAUGUGACACAAGGGUUGUGGGAUAACAAAGGAUAUUUUCCUCUAUGCUCUAAGGGAAGGAUUGAUCUAUGUAUUAAUAUCCUGUUUCUAUGUAUUAAUCUAUAUAUCAACUGGAUUAUUGAUAUCCUGUUUCUAUGUAUUAAUAUAUCAAUUGGAUUAUUGAUAUCCUGUUUCUUUGUAUGAUUGAUGGUUGUAAUUUGUUUUUCAUAAAGAUGUUCAAGGUUGUUUCAGUUAGGAGGCAAGAAAGUUGGGAUCGUUGGACUUGGAAGCAUUGGCCAAGAAGCUGCAAAAGGGCUAGAGCACUUUGGCUGCAAUAUCUUGAACAACUCGAGGACCAAGAAACUGCAAAAGGGCUAGAGCACUUUGGCUGCAAUAUCUUGAACAACUCAAGGACCAAGAAGCUGCAAAAGGGCUAGUUUUAAUCUAUAUAUCAACUGGAUUAUUGAUAUCCUGUUUCUAUGUAUGAUUGAUGGUUGUAAUUUGUUUUUCGUAAAGAUGUUCAAGGUUGUUUCAGUUAGGAGGCAAGAAAGUUGGGAUUGUUGGACUUGGAAGCAUUGGCCAAGAAGCUGCAAAAGGGCUAGAGCACUUUGGCUGCAAUAUCUUGAACAACUCAAGGACCAAGAAGUCAUCUGUGCCCUAUCCAUGCUAUUCAAAUGUCUGUGAACUAGUGGCAAAUUGCGAGGUCCUCAUAAUUUGUUGUGAAUUAAAUGAUCAGACUCGCCACAUGAUUAGCAAGGAAGUGUUAUAGAUGUCGGACGAGGGGCUGUUAUAGAUGGUGAGAUGCUUGAAUGAUGCAAGGAGAGAUCGCAGGUGAUGGAUUGGAUGUGUUUGAGAAUGAGCCUGAUGUUCCAAGUGAGCUCAUUGCAUUAGACAAUGUUGUCCUGUCGCCACAUAGAGCAGUCCACACCGAGGAAACUUUGAUGUCUUUAGUCGAACUUGUGAUGGGGAAUUUGGAAGCUUCCCCCCCCCCCCCAAAUAAACCUUUACUUUCUGCUGUAAUAUUGGAUGGAUGAACAAUACUAUAAUUCUCCCUGUUUGCAGCUGCUGGUUGGUCUGUCAUGAAUUAAUUCUAGUAUUUCGAUA
Populus trichocarpa (black cottonwood) is the source of this 3294-nucleotide messenger RNA. Its product is annotated as glyoxylate/hydroxypyruvate reductase HPR3. The record is from RefSeq and is a predicted model, not a curated record. Gene Ontology annotation, cellular component: cytosol. The transcript is spliced from 2 exons. Lineage: Eukaryota; Viridiplantae; Streptophyta; Magnoliopsida; Malpighiales; Salicaceae. Gene Ontology annotation, molecular function: NAD binding; glyoxylate reductase (NADPH) activity; hydroxypyruvate reductase [NAD(P)H] activity. The coding region runs from base 237 to 1256 and encodes 339 amino acids.